GUGCGACAGUUCUUGCUCGGCAGCGAUGAUAUGAGGACUAGUUCGUCGACGACCUAGACGACGGUCUCGUCGUAUCGUAUCGUAACUCCUUGAAAUGCAGAGCUCUGAUCCUUUACUGCAGGACGUGUUACUAAAGUUAAGUAUUUCAGUAGUAUACCGAGCGCAAGUCUGCCCAGUUUAACGUUAUCAUAUUUCUCAAGUACAAGUACAAGUACAAGUACGAGUUGUACGGAUAACAGUACGAUAGUACCGAGUAUAGUUUAGUAAAGUAAAGAUUGAACGCUGACUCGCGUGUUACAAGGCCUUCAAAGUUUUCUCAACCGAUGGGGUGGGCACUGGGUCACCAUUUGGAGCUUUUCGUGCCAGCAAAGUGCAUGAUAUUUAUUUUGUGACUCUUUAUCUUUAUAUUAUUAUUACUAUUAUUAUCAGACAUAUUUUUUUUAUCGAUGAAAUUCCUCUGGAUGUCACGUUACGUUCGACAGAAGACAUCCGAGGAUGUCGAGGAGUACAGAAAUAAUGUGGAGCCGGAACUAGUGAUUCCUUUGGUGUGGACGAGUAAACGGAGUCUCGAGCUCGAGGAGCUUACGAGUGAAAGAGAAUUAUUAUCACCAGCAACAACAGCAACCAUGGCCUCGACCAGUGGACACAAGAGAAACGGCUCAAGCUCUAGCAUGUUCGCCCACAGACGUACAGAGUCUGGCAGUGGGUUUAUCGGACACAAACGCCCUGAAACCGGACACAAACGUGCUGAGAGUAUAUCAACAGCCUUUGGUCACAAGAGAAAUGACAGCUACAGCGGCUUUGGUCACAAGAGAUCCGAGUCCGGUAGUAAUUAUCACGCAGGACAUCGCAGAAACGAAAGUAUGUACGCAAUGACAGGAUUGUAUGCCGAGAGUGCGGCGAAUAUCGUUGAUGAUGGUCUAGACCUACCGCAAUCAGGAGACGGCAGAUUAACCCAUGAUACUGUAAUCAGGUGUCACAGUAGAAACCCAAGCUCUGGUCUUGUUGAUCACAGAGAUUUUAUCAUCAAAUGCCACAGCAGGAAUCCAAGUGCUUCCAUGGUCGACAGAACGGAGAAGGAACGGCCACAGACACCACCUAUUAAUCCAGACUCCAAAGACUGCGGUAUAUUAAGCUGCAGGCCGGCCUUUAUACAAAAGUUCGCUACGAUAAAGGUCUUCGUGUUCCUGCUGUCAUUCCUGGUCACAGUGCAACAAGCGCUAAGCUCAGGUUACAUAAAUUCAGUGAUCACGACAAUUGAAAAGAGAUUUGAAAUUCCAUCAAGUUUGUCAGGUCUCAUUGCCAGCUCAUAUGAAAUCGGCAACGUUAUCACCGUCAUAUUUGUCAGUUAUCUCGGUAGCAGACGACAUAUACCUGUUUGGAUUGCCAUAGGUGCGGUGAUAAUGGGUCUCGGUUCAAUGAUCUUCAUGAUCCCCCACUUUGUUGCCGAGCCGAACUUAACAACAGCAUCCAACAACUCGAGCUCUGAUAAUAUUUGCCGUGGAGUAUCUCUGCGCGAGCAAGAUAUGGGCUUGGGUCGACUUUCAUCGGGCUUAUCAUCGCCACCACUGGCACCACACAAUAAUUUACGUGGUGACAAUUGUAUUCAAGGUUCGCCAUCAACCGCCGGGCCUGUUAUGCUCUUUGUCUUGGCCCAGCUUUUACUCGGCUGCGGUGGUUCGCCUCUUUUUACUCUCGGUACCACUUAUAUAGACGAUCACGUGAGACCAGAAAGUGCUUCUCUGUAUAUCGGAUGUAUGUACAGCAUGGCAGCAUUUGGCCCAGUCUUGGGAUUUCUUCUAGGCGCAUACCUUUUAUCUUUUCACAUGGAUUCAUUUACCUCCAAUAUCAUCAGUAUAGAUCCUGGUGAUCACAGAUGGGUCGGAAUGUGGUGGGGCGGAUUUUUAUUAUGCGGUCUUUUGCUUAUACUCGUGGCGAUUCCAUUCUUCAGUUUUCCCAAGACUCUUCAGCACGAAAAGGAGAAGAUUAAAAUAAUCGAAAAGAACAAGUCGGCAAUCGCCAAAGAAAAGGAAGCUAAUAAAGAUUUAAAGAAGGAAAUUAAAAAUGAUGACAGCGGCUACGGAAAAGAUGUAAAAGACAUUCCGCGAAGUAUGUGGCGGCUUGUUUGUAAUCCAGUGUACGUAGUAACCUGUCUAGGUGCUUGUAUGGAGUUGGUUAUUGUGUCGGGUUUUGUGGUUUUUCUGCCGAAAUAUCUUGAGACCCAGUUUAGUUUGGGUAAAAGCCAAGCGAGUAUAUUUACCGGUUCAAUAGCAAUUCCCGGUGCUUGUAUUGGUAUAUUUUUUGGUGGGUGUCUGUUAAAACGUUUGGAAUUAAGGCCAAAGGGUGCCGUUCAGUUUGUGCUGGUAUCAAACAUCGUGUGUUUAACGUGUUAUGGAUUAUUAUUUUUCCUCGGAUGUGACAACGUCAGAAUGGCCGGGACAACAAUACCAUAUUUCAAUAGCAGCACAAAAGGACCAGAGCCAUUUCAGGUUAAUCUCACUGCCUCAUGUAAUUUUGGAUGUGAGUGUCGUAUGAAUGACGUUGAACCUGUUUGCGGUAACAAUGGCCUCACGUACUUCAGUCCUUGUCAUGCUGGUUGCACUGAUUUUAGUUCUAAAUCAAAUUUCACAAACUGCGCAUGUAUACAUGGAAGCUUACCAAUGCCAAGAUUACCAGCAGAAGUAACAGCAAUACCUGUUGCAACAUCUGGGCCUUGUACGUCACCAUGUAAAACAAUAUUUCCGUUUCUCAUUUUACUAUUUUUUAUGACAUUCGUCGUAGCUGUUACACAAAUGCCAUUAUUGAUGAUCGUAUUACGAUCAGUUGGUGAAGAAGAAAGAUCAUUUGCACUGGGUAUGCAAUUUGUAAUAUUCAGGUUAUUUGGUUACAUACCAGCGCCAAUACUUUUUGGUAAUUUAAUUGAUUCGACGUGUUUACUUUGGAAAAGUACUUGCGGAGAAAAAGGUGGACGUUGUUUACUCUACGAUAUCGAGCAAUUUAGAUACAAAUACGUUGGACUUUGUGCAGGAAUUAAAAUUCUAGCAUUAGCGUUAUUUUUAGUUGACUGGUGGCUCGUAAGACGAAGGCACCAGCUCGAAGACUCGCCCAAAGGAUUAACUGUUAAUGACAUCGUCGGUUCUAUUAUUAGUCUUGAUAAAUUAUUUGAAGAGAAGCCACAGCAUCUUAAUCUAGCGGAAAAUGAGCCAAUAACGGGAAACUCAACCGAGCACACACCGUCCUCGAUCUCAUCGCCAACAGAGCAAACUAAAUCAACAAAUAUUGAAGAAAGUGAGUCGACACACUUGACCCAGGGCUCGACGGACACAACAAAUCACUCGAAACUGUUGGCUGAUUUUUCCGACACGCGACAAGACGAUGACGUUGAAUUUCGACCUCUAAACGGUAAAUUUGAAUCCACUGAUCGUAACGUUUAAUGACGAUCUUACUCUAGAUUAUUAUAAUUAUUAUUAUUUUAAAAUUUUAAUUUUAAUUUCAAUAUUUCUGGCAAAUUAUUCAAUGAGCUUCAGCUUAAAAAUUUUAUUAUACGAUAUUUAUUUUUUAAAUUAUCACUUUUUUAUGAUACUCAAGUUAGCCGACGUCUAAUAAUUAUUGAAUUUUUUUUAAACGAUAAAUCAUAAAAAAAAAAAUAUUUUAAAAAAUUCCACCUCGAGUUCUUUUAAUUUUCUACAUGUGCAUAUUUUUAUUUUUUGAAAAAAAAAUCCGAAAAUUUUUAAAUGUCUCUCAAUGUCAGUAUCAUAUUUUUGUGAAAUUGAAGUUAGCCGGCAAUAAUUUUUGGAUUUUUUUUAAAACGAUAAAUCAUAAAAAAAAUUCCACCUCGAGUUUUUUUAAUUUUCUACAUGUGCAUAUUUUUAUUUUUUGAAAAAAAAAAAUCCGAAAAUUUUUAAAUGUCUGUUAACUUCAGGAUCAUAUUUUUGUAAUAUGAUACUGAAGUCAGCCGACGUCUAAUAAUUUUUGGAUUGCUUUACUCAACGAUAAAUUAAAAAAAAAAAUAUUUGAAAAAAUUUCACCUAUAGUUUUUUGAAUUUUCUAUAUGUGAAUAUUUUUAUUUUUUUUUUAUGUUAUUAAUUUGUUUAAAUAAAAAUUCAAAAUUUUUUGAUCAUCUGUCAAUUUCAUGAUCCCGAAGUUAGCAGACAAUUAAAAAUUUUCGGAUUGUGUUUUCAACAAAUCAAUUACAAAAAAAUAAAAGCUAAAAAUAUGCACAUGUAGAAAAUUUAAAAAACUACAGAUGGAAUUGUUUCAAAUUUUUUUUUUUUAUAAUUUACCGUCUAAAUGAAAAUUCAAAAAUUAUUAGAUGUCGGCUAACUUCAGUAUCAUGUCAAUUUCAGGAUCAUUUUUAUAAUUCUGAAGUUAGCCGACGUCAAACAAUUUUUGGAUUUUUUUUUAAAACCAUAAACCAUAAAAAAAAAAUAUUUUAAAAAAUUCCACCUCGGGUUUUUUAAAUUUUCUACAUGUGUAUAUUUUUAUUUUUUUUUUUUUCAUAGUUGAUUUAAAAAAAAAAUCCAAAAAUUUUUAAAUGUCUCUCAACUUCAGGAUCAUAUUUUUUGAUAUUUAAUACAGACACAAUAAUAUACAUAUCAUUGUCACACGUGUAGCGAUUUUUUGUUGAGCUAAUGAAUUUAUUUGUCACUAAUUCCCGCUGACGUUGUAGUGAUAAUGAUAAAUUAUAUACCCACAUAUAUAUCAAUUAAUACUACAAUGCGAUUUAUAAUACAAGGUAACAAAAAACUGCAAUUAAAACUCAUAAUUAUUUUUUUUUAGUUUAUUAAUUAAACUGUAGCUUGUCUCGGACGCGAUGCUUGAAGUUUUGUGUUUUUAUCUUACAAUGAGCUUUUAUUAUCUCGGAUCUCUUUAAUUAUUUACUCCUAUUAUCAGUUUAUUAAAUAUAUAACUUUAGAUAAUUAUAAAUUUAUAAAAAAUCUAUAGAUGCACUAUUUUUGUCAAAAUUAUCGGGCUAAAAAUAAUAAAUACUAAAUAUAUAGAGAGAGAUCAUGGAACGAUGCACAAAUAUCUUCCUCGUCUGAUUCAAGCUUCAAUAAUUAGGCUAAUUAAUUAAGAGUUUUGAGGCGAGAUUAAAGAUAUUAAUUUAAAUAUAUUAUAUUUAAUUGUAAAUAUAUAAAUUCCUGCCUUAAAAAAAAAAAAAUAAGACUAGACUUUAAUUAAUUUUAAAAUUAGGCUAAAUGAUAUAUAUAUUAAUUUAAUGCAGAGAUAAUUAUUUAUCGUAUAUCCAUAAAUUUAAUUAAAUGUUCUCAACAAUUAGUCAAUAUUUAGUGAUAGUAAAUGGGAUUAGAAAUACAAAUCGAGUCUAAAUAAAAUAUAUUAUUGGGAUUGUUUAUGAACUAGAUAAUUAAAAAAAAAAAUAAAUGUUUUGUUUGUCCUAGUAAAUGUAAUUUAAAUGUACUUCCAAGUUGAAGAUCUGUAUUUUGUGUUUGAAAACUAGUUAAAAAAAAAAUUACAAGUUAAAUGAAUAAACAAUUAGCUCAAGAGGCAGUCAUGUACCUGAAAGCCUCUCGAUUUAAUCGAACAGAAAUAUUAAAUUAUAUAAUUAACUCAGGAAUGCUAUUCAUUGUGAAUUGCUCGGACAAUGCAAAGCAAUGUUCUUAGAUUUAAAUAU
Messenger RNA from Microplitis mediator, 5632 nucleotides. It is a transcript of the gene Oatp30B, whose product is annotated as solute carrier organic anion transporter family member 5A1. The transcript is spliced from 15 exons. Gene Ontology annotation, cellular component: membrane. Bases 447 to 3434 code for a protein of 995 amino acids. Gene Ontology annotation, biological process: transmembrane transport; sodium-independent organic anion transport. NCBI's taxonomy places the organism in Eukaryota, Metazoa, Arthropoda, Insecta, Hymenoptera, Braconidae. The record is from RefSeq and is a predicted model, not a curated record. Gene Ontology annotation, molecular function: protein binding.